Messenger RNA from Talpa occidentalis (Iberian mole), 1703 nucleotides. It is a transcript of the gene ST6GALNAC2, whose product is annotated as ST6 N-acetylgalactosaminide alpha-2,6-sialyltransferase 2. Gene Ontology annotation, molecular function: sialyltransferase activity. The transcript is spliced from 9 exons. Bases 1 to 1122 code for a protein of 373 amino acids. The record is from RefSeq and is a predicted model, not a curated record. Lineage: Eukaryota; Metazoa; Chordata; Mammalia; Eulipotyphla; Talpidae.
AUGGGGCGCGCGCGCGGCCGGCUCCCGUGGCUGCUGCUGCUGCUCGCGGCCGCCGGCUCGGGGGCCCUCCUGGCCCUGUACUCCGCGGCGCUGCGGCGGGCCCCGGGGCCCCGGCUGGGAGCCAGGAACACCACAUCAUCUCGAGCGUUCUCUGGGCCCAAGACAUGGAGUUCUAGGACGGGAAAGGGCCGGUCCUGCCAACACCCACUCUCUCUCACCAUCCGGCAGCACCCCCACUUCCGGGGCCGGUUCAAUCUCUCCACUCCGGUGCUGCUGUGGGGGGGGCUCUUCACGGAGGAGCUCUGGGCCAGCCUGAGCCGGCACAAAGCCCCCUAUGGCUGGCAGGGGCUGUCUCGCCAAGCCGUGGCCUCUACCCUGGGCCUUCUCAACAGCUCGGACAGCGCCCAGCUGCUGGCCAGGUCCGGGCAGCGGCCCCCCCGCUGCACGCGCUGCGCCGUGGUAGGCAACGGGGGUGUCCUGAAUGGCUCCCGCCAGGGGCCCCACAUCGACGCCCACGACUACGUGUUCAGGCUCAAUGGCGCCGUGAUCAAAGGCUUCGAGCAGGACGUGGGCACCAAGACCUCCUUCUAUGGUUUCACCGUCAACACCAUGAAGAACUCCCUCAUCUCCUACCGGCACCUGGGCUUCACCUCCGUGCCCCACGGACAGGACCUGCGCUACAUCUUCAUCCCCUCAAACCUCCGGGACUACGUGAUGCUGAGAUCAGCCAUUCUGGGGGUGCCUGUCCCUGAGGGCCCUGAUAAAGGAGACAGGCCGGAGACCUACUUCGGAUCAGAAGCCUCUGCCAGCAAAUUCAAGCUGCUACACCCGGACUUCAUCAGCUACUUGACGCAGAGGUUUUUGAAAUCAAAAUUGAUCACAAACUUUGGAGACCUGUAUAUGCCUAGUACCGGGGCCCUCAUGCUGCUGACAGCUUUGCACACCUGUGACCAGGUCAGCGCCUAUGGUUUCAUCACGAGCAACUACUGGAAAUUUUCCGACCACUAUUUCGACAGAAUCAAGAAGCCGCUGAUAUUCUACGCCAACCACGACCUGUCCCUGGAGGCGAGCCUGUGGCGGGACCUGCACGCGGCCGGCAUCCUCCGGCUGUACCAGCGCUAAGCCCGCCCCGCCGCGGGGCCCCUCUAGCUUGUCCUUCCCACCCUGAGGGGGACCGUACACCUGAACACACCUGCUGCCCUGCGGCUCCCCACCCUGGCCUUGGCUCCCUGGGGGGCGCCCCUCCGGGCCUGAUGGACUUCCCAAACUUGACCAAGAAACGGCCACUCUGCCGGGUAGGGAGCCUGCGACGACACCUCUGGGCGCGCGGGCACUUCAGGAGGGUCCGCAGCCGCCGCUGGGGUCAACGUCAAGCACGGCGCAGGCAGAACCCUUCCCACCGGGCCCACCUCUAGCUCGUCCAGCCCCUCCAGCUCCAACGCAGCUCAGCUCGCCUGGACCUGAGACCCGCCCGGCUUCGGCCCCGCGCUUGAGCGGGGCCACGGGAGGCAGAACGCAGCCGGGAGCCAGGUACCUGCGCGAGCGCCGCUGGCAUCUCUACGGGCAGCACACAGGUGUGGGCACGAUCACUGCACGGGUGUUGGAGGGCCAGCUGCCCAAGGGAAGUCCCUUGGAGAUGUCGCCACCUUGUCCCCAGGGCACCGGUGACCCCUGCUGUCACACCGCGGCUUCAAUAAAUUGGA